Molecule: messenger RNA, 1603 nt
Organism: Brienomyrus brachyistius
Lineage: Eukaryota; Metazoa; Chordata; Actinopteri; Osteoglossiformes; Mormyridae
Gene: msx1a
Product: muscle segment homeobox 1a
Exons: 2
Coding region: 98-946 (282 amino acids)
Biological process (GO): embryonic morphogenesis; regulation of transcription by RNA polymerase II
Cellular component (GO): nucleus
Molecular function (GO): RNA polymerase II transcription regulatory region sequence-specific DNA binding; DNA-binding transcription factor activity, RNA polymerase II-specific
Source: RefSeq, a predicted model, not a curated record
AAACGUGACUAUGCUGUAAGUGCAGGAGGUCUUCAGCCUCUGUACCCAAUUGCAUUUUAAGCCCUGUAGUAGUAAUUUCAGGCAAGAUCGUCUCUGUAUGGCCCCAAGUAUCGCUAUGUCUACAUUACCAAUUGGCUUGAAAGCUGAAGAUUCUUCACGUGGUGUCAUCGGCGGCAGGAGCGAGAUGCAGACCAAUCUGAACAUGUCAAGCGAAGAGGAGACGGAGAAGCCAAAAGUUGCAAUUCUUCCCUUUAGUGUCGAGGCUCUCAUGGCUGAUCGGAAACCCAGCAGAGACUUGUCAGCUUCUGAUGGGACGCCUGUCGCGGGGACAUCCCAUGCCCUGAGUCCAAGAAGGGGAUCGCUAAGUGGAACAGAAACUGCGGUUUCGCCGUUAGGUAUGGGCUCGCCAUUUUCAGUGGGAGGAAUGAUGAAAAUGCAGGAAGACGCACUUGUCAAAUCAGAAAGCCCAGACAAACAAGACAGAACUUCUUGGAUACAAAGUCCUCGGUUCUCGCCUCCUCCCGCAAGAAGACUUAGCCCGCCCGCCUGUCCCUUGAGAAAACAUAAAACUAAUAGGAAACCGAGGACCCCCUUUACCACAUCGCAGCUCUUGGCACUGGAGAGAAAGUUCCGACAGAAGCAGUACCUGUCAAUCGCCGAGCGGGCCGAGUUCUCUAGUUCCUUGAACCUGACUGAAACCCAGGUCAAGAUCUGGUUCCAGAACCGGCGGGCAAAAGCCAAACGCCUACAGGAAGCAGAACUGGAAAAGCUGAAAAUGGCAGCCAAGCCGAUGCUGCCCCCAGCAUUUGGGAUUUCGUUUCCCCUCGGCGCCCACGUCCCAGCAUCGUAUGGAGCAUCGCACCCUUUCCAGAGGCAUACCUUACCGGUGUCGCCCGUUGGACUGUAUGCCGCACAUGUUGGAUACAGCAUGUAUCACCUGGCCUGAAGAGCAAGGCCGCGCUUAAUAGGAGCUCUUGCCGAAGAUUUCAAGCUCCGCCAGCAAACAGGAGUGCGUGGGGAAAAGAGACUCAAAAGUGUCGUAUCUCCAAUGUGUAAUAAUUGGACCAGUAGUCUAAUGCGGGAAAAAAGUAAUAUAAAGCGAAACUCAUUUUGGCUCGAGCAGGUAAUAUAUUUUGGCAAUUGCACACCUGUACUAACGAUGCCAUGCCUGACCAUGCCGUAUCCGAUCUUGUAUCGAGAAAACACGGAAAAACAAUUAAACUAGAAACCCGCAGGCGUCUUAUACGGCUGACGUUUUAUAAUACCACUGUCUUUAAUGGCGUUGUGCCCGAACAGGCCUUAAUCCCCCAAAUAGCUUGUGCUUUCACCACUAAUUAAGGUAAUUAUUACACUCUAAAUCUAGAAAGGGUCAAGCAAUUUUAUUUGCAUUCUUAACAUGCAAGAAAAAAGUGUGGGUUUCUAAAUUUGAUAAGCAGCUGUUUGCUCUUUCGUAAACCAUAGCAUUUUUAAUUUAACAGCACUGUCUGUUUAAUAACUGUUCCCUUCGAAAGGGAUUUGUGUACUGUAAUAUACUGUAUAUUUGAAAAUAUCAUCAUUUAUAUUAUGAAUAUAUUUCUUAAAUAAAUUAACAAUAAAAAAUUUA